Messenger RNA from Penaeus monodon (black tiger shrimp), 1560 nucleotides. RefSeq names its product rhomboid-related protein 4-like. The record is from RefSeq and is a predicted model, not a curated record. Gene Ontology annotation, cellular component: membrane. Gene Ontology annotation, molecular function: serine-type endopeptidase activity. Lineage: Eukaryota; Metazoa; Arthropoda; Malacostraca; Decapoda; Penaeidae.
GAUAUAUUGCUAAUGAAUAACGGAUUGGCAUUGUUUCACGGAUUGACCUUAUUCCUCCUGCUCUAGGGUCGUGCGCACCCUAAGUAUCCGCAUCUAAGCUUUCCCGCCUUCUGUUUAUUCGUAGCGAUACAUUAUUUACGAGCCCUCUGCCCCGGCUCGUAGAAAAACGCGACAUUAAGAACCCUGGCUGUGUGGGGGUGUUGUGGUCUGUCCCUGAGCGGUGGCGUGCAGAGGGUAUAUUUAUCAUUUCGCGACAACCUGGAGAGAUGAUACGGCACAUGUGAAAGGAAAGCAGUCUUUUACCACCUUGAUAUAGCAUAUCAGAGGACAAAUAUAGACCUUGGAAAAAGGCAUAAAAGCAAAAAACAUAUAAGCAGGAAAAGAGAAAAUAGUAUUGCAAAGGGGAGACAAGGAGCCUUGACACUGGACGCAAAGUCUUUGUGUGGGUCAGGUCUACAAGUCACACCUGGGAGAGUCCCCACUCAGGGAGUCUGAGAAUAAUCUGAAAAAGCUUUGCUCUACUGGUACACCAUGGCUCGGGAUCGGAGGAGGGGAAUGGGCUUAGGGCUAAUGUUUCUGGCCUACAAAUUGCACAACAUAGGGAUGAGCACUAUACCACCUGUUACUCUUGCUUUGCUAGUAGGACAGUGUCUACUUUUCUUGGGCAUCAUUGAUCCACCUUGGAGCAGAUAUGAUGUCUGUCUGAGCGCUGAACAUAUCCUGCAUUACAAGGACUACUGGCGAUUGAUUCUCUCAGCAAUUGAACAUUCGGAUGAUAUGCAUCUGUAUCACAACAUGAUUUCACUGGUUCUUAAAGGCAGAACACUAGAGAAACUGUAUUUUAGUUGGACUUGCAUAUAUAUGGGGCCCACUGAAAGCACUCGUGGAGAUGAUAUAUGCGAUCAUUGCAGGACCAUAUUCAUAUAGUAGAAGCCACAGAUCAUUUGGCCAAUCCUAUACGUAUAUGCAUGGAACAGUUGGUCCAGAACAAAAUUAUGAAAAUGGGAGGCAGAAUUAUGGAUGGAAUUUUGCCAAUGACCAGUAUGAGGCAGGACCAUCUUCUCCGUAUGAAGGAGGAACAAGAAGCACUGCUAAUAUUCCUGCAGAGGAAUUAAGGCGCCGAAGACUGCAUAGGUUUCAGUGAACUUCGGCUUUAUAUACAAAUGGACACGUACAAUAAGUGCUUUAAAAUAUUUUCAAUAUUUCCUAAUUUGAUAUGAGAAAUACCUGAUAUUCAUAGAUACCAAAUAAAACUAUAACAUGAAACUUGUUUAUUAUAAAGUCAUCAACAUAUUAUCACAGAAAACAGUGGUUUACAUUAAUUUCUUUUAAAGAAGUAUCCAUUUAUCCUUUCAAGUACAGUAGAUGUAAACGCUACAGUAAAUCACUGCACACUAGAAGGGAGAUUUUCACACAGGUAUUACGUACCAACAGUCUUUGCUACACACAGCAUAUACACAUUUCAUUAAGCAUAUCAAUAUUUAAAUGAUGCCCUGUUUGAACAUUUCAUGGAGAGAGAGAGAGAGAGGGGAAAAAAAAAAAAAAAAAAAAAAAAAAAAA